Messenger RNA from Haliotis rubra (blacklip abalone), 3609 nucleotides. Its product is annotated as hephaestin-like protein. NCBI's taxonomy places the organism in Eukaryota, Metazoa, Mollusca, Gastropoda, Lepetellida, Haliotidae. The record is from RefSeq and is a predicted model, not a curated record. Gene Ontology annotation, molecular function: copper ion binding. The coding region runs from base 1 to 3609 and encodes 1202 amino acids. The transcript has 15 exons.
AUGUCCACACUGUUCCUGAUCCUUGCUGCAUGUGUGACUGGGUGUUUAGCCAUUGAGAGACACUACUACAUCGCUGCCGUUGAAGUCCUCUGGGACUUUGCCCCAAGCGGAAAGGAUCUGGUCACCCCUAAAAGCUACAAUGUCUCAAGUGAUGCCGAGUUUUACCUGGAAAAAGGCCCGGAUCGACUUGGACACGUGUACAAGAAAGCCAUCUAUAAAGAAUUCACAGACGCCACGUACACCGUGGAGAUACCAAAGCCAAUAUGGCUGGGAUUUGUGGGUCCAAUACUUAAGGGUGAAGAGGGAGAUGUGCUUAUCAUUCAUUUCAAAAACUUUGCGAAGAACUACACAUAUUCUAUGCAUGCCCAUGGUGUGAAGUACAACAAAACCAGCGAAGGGGCGCUCUAUGCUGAUGGCUUCCACAACACAAAUGCUGCUGAGGAUUUAGUGAAGCCUGGUCACAGCCACAUCUACAACUGGACCAUCACCCCAGAGGCCAGCCCCACACCAGAUAGCCCCGACUGCCUCUCCUGGAUCUACCAUUCACAUGUCCAUCCCAAUGAAGACACCAACGCCGGCUUGGUUGGGUUCAUAUAUGCUUGUAAACCUGGUACACUGAGCCGUCCGAAUAAACAACGUCAUUACGCCAUUUACGUCAGCAAGGUCAACGAAUUUAGAAGCUGGUACAUAUACGAUAAUAUCAACAUGUUCGCAGGAAAUGUGUCUUCAAUAGAUUUGAAUGACCAGCGUUUCCAGAAGUCAAACGCCAUGAACUCAUUCAACGGCUACAUCUACGGGAACUUGCCGGGAAUCAACGCUUGUCAAGGGGAGACAAUCGUCUUUCACUUGGCCGGUCUUGGCCACACAACUGACCUGCACACACUCGCCAUCAGCGGCCAUACGUUUGGUCAGUUUGAACACAGCUGGUACAAGUGCAUUUAUCAACAUUGGCACAUGCAACAAUCUGCUCUUCAAACCCAAAAGAAGGCUCCGGGGAGAAUAAGGAAGUACUUCAUCGCAGCAGAGGAAGUACUUUGGAAUUAUGCCCCCUCUGGGAAGGACCUGUACGAUGGUGGGAGUCUUACUGAGGGAUUUGCCCAAACAUAUUUCAUGAGGAACAGAAAAUUUAUAGGAGGAACGUACAAGAAGGCUGUUUUUGUGGAGUUCACUGACAAGUCGUUCAAAGUACAAAAGCCACGAAUGGAAGAUGAAGAGCACCUUGCCCUCCUUGGUCCUCCCAUCAAGGCGGAAGUGGGUGAUGUCGUACACGUCUACUUCCUCAAUCGGGCCUCACGUGGCUACUCUAUCCAUCCACAGGGAGUUCAUUUCGACAAGGUCAACGAGGGCAUGCUGUACAAUGAUAAUCAUCCAGACAAAUCCAAGAGUUUUGUGAAACCGGGGAACAUGGUGAAAUACCAUUGGACUGUGCCAGCUGACAUGGGACCCAAGCUGCAUGACCCAGAUUGCAUCAGUCGCUUCUACACUUCCGGUGUUGACGUCAUCAGAGACAGCUUCAGUGGCCUUGUCGGGCCUCUGCUGGUGUGUCGAAAGGGAGCCAUAGGGGACAAUGGCAGGCAGGUUGGGGUCGACAAGGAGUAUUUUAUUUUAUUUUCAAUGAUAGAUGAAAACUAUUCUUGGUAUCUGGAUGAAAAUAUGAAAAUGGCUGGAGUAGACCCAAAACGGAAUAAGUCGGACAUUGAAUUUAUUGAAUCAAAUACCAUGCGAAGCAUCAAUGGACUGAUGUACGGCAAUCUCCGUGGUCUCAACAUGUGCAAGGGGAACCGUAUCAAGUGGCAUGUAUUCGCUUUGGGCGGGUGGAAUGACCUUCACACUCUGUAUAUCCAUGGUAACGAGUAUGUGAAUCAUCAUCAGCAUAAGGUGUCAACAGGACUGGUCCCUGGAGCGCUGAAGACUUUGACAAUGCUUACAAGUAAUACUGGUGUGUGGGGGAUUGAAUGUCAUGCAAAUCUUCACUUCCGAGGUGGUCUGAAAGCAAUGUACAGCGUUAAGGAGUGUGCACCUGGCCCAUCCUCCACUUCUGCGCCCCUUCGGGGUGUUGAACGUGUGUAUUUCAUACAGGCAGAGGUGGUGGAAUGGGAAUACGCCCCGGAUCACAGAGAUGAAGUUAGCGGUGAACCAUUCAACACUGAAGGGAGACCGGGUCAAAUGUAUACCAACCAUACCGACAUCCUACUUGGAACCAAAUACAUCAAAGCUGUGUACAAGGAAUAUACUGAUGCCAAAUUCCGGAAACCAAAGAGAAGAAAACCAGACGAGGAGUACUUAGGCAUUUUAGGGCCACUUAUCCGUCUCAAUGUUGGUGACACUUUAAAAAUUGUAUUCCGUAAUAAAGCCAUGAGACCCUAUUCAGUUCAUGCAGAGGGACUUCAUUAUAGCAGCGUUCGUUCUGCUGCUUGGGACCCAAGCGAGCGUGAUCAACCAAUUGCAGAUCCUGGGAAAACGGUGACAUAUUUGUGGAAGGUGACAGCGGAUGUAGGACCUGGAGAGGGUGAUGCGCCGUGCGUGACGAGGAUGUAUUACUCAGACGUUGACGUGGCUGCAGACACAAACUCCGGACUCGUGGGACCCCUGGCUAUAUGCAAACCGGAAGUGCUGGGAACGGAUGGAAGACGAAGCGACGUUGACAGGGAUUUUGCCGUAUAUUUUGCCAUGUUUGAUGAAAAUCUCAGCUGGUAUAUAGAUGAAAAUAUUAACACCUUUGCCGGGCGUCCAGACUUGGUGAAUCCGACUGACUUAUCAUUUGUGAACAGUAAUCAUAUGCACGUGAUUAAUGGAUACAUGUUUGGAAACGCCAUAAGUCCAACAAUGUAUGAAGGAGAGCGGAUCGACUGGUACAUGAUGGCGCUAGGUUCGGACUUCGACCUUCACUCCAUUCAUUUCCAUGUUGAUGCCACCAUCAGCAAUGUAGCUUUAGGCAAGCCCGUCUACAACAGCACCAAUUACCCACUAUAUUCCCAACCGUCUCAAGCUGUUGACGGAAACACUGACAGCAACUGGCCACAGGGAAGUUGUUUUGGGACAGGUGAUGAUGACCAGCCAUGGUGGAUGGUUGACCUUCUCAGCACCUACACUAUUGGUAACAUCACCAUCUACAACAGAGGAGAUUGCUGUUCCGAACGCCUCCAUGACGUCACAGUGGAGGUUUUCUCUGUCAACCCAGCACGAUGUCCAACAGCUACUGCGACUUUAUGUAAAGAGCUCCCUGGACAACUGGCUCUGGUCACCCACAUAACCUGUGAUCAUGACGUUGUUGGCAGGUUCGUCAGAAUCCGGAAAGAAACUGUCGACCAGAAUGACAACAUGAUGUUUUGUGAAAUUGAGAUAACUGGGACUUCUCUUCAUUCAGUAUGUGAACAGACAGUUUUUCCUGCUACCAAUGGGCAGCGACUUGAACAGGCUGCUGAUGGAAACCCUGUUUCCGCCAACUCUCGGUUAGAAUGUGCACGUUGGUGUCAUGUCUCGGAGGGAUGUGUUGGCGGCAACUUCCGGAAGGAAGACAACACCUGUGAGAUUAUCGGCUCGCCCAGCAGUAAUGGAAGCGUUGUGUCCGGUUCUCAGUGGGACUAUUUCGGAAAUGAUCUGUGCUGA